GAUUCUAAGCUACCAUCUUCUGUCCGGAAUACACUCCUUGAACUUUUUGGACAAAUAGAGCGGGAGUUUGAAAACCUGUAUAUUGAAAAUUUGGAAUUACGUAGAGAGAUUGAUACACUGAAUGAGCGAUUAGCAGCUGAAGGACAGACAAUUGAUGGAGCUGAACUGAGCAAAGGACAACUGAAAACAAAAGCCAGUCAUAGUACCAGUCAGCUUUCUCAGAAAUUAAAGACAACUUACAAGGCAUCUACUAGCAAGAUUGUAUCCAGUUUUAAAACUACAACAUCAAGGGCAAUCUGUCAACUGGUAAAGGAAUAUGUUGGCCACAGGGAUGGUAUUUGGGACGUCAGUGUCGCGAAAACUCAACCAGUGGUGUUGGGAACUGCAUCUGCUGAUCACACUGCUUUGCUGUGGAGCAUAGAAACAGGGAAGUGCCUUGUCAAGUAUGUAGGGCAUGUUGGAUCAGUAAAUUCCAUAAAGUUUCAUCCAGCUGAGCAAGUGGCUCUUACAGCAUCUGGAGACCAGACAGCUCACAUCUGGAGGUACAUAGUACAGUUGCCUACACCUCAGCCAACUGCAGACUGCAAUCAAACGUCUGGAGAAGAUGAAGUUGAGUUCUCGGAUAAGGAUGAACCUGAUGGAGAUGGAGAUGGUUCUAGCGAUUGUCCCACUGUCAGAGCCCCAUUAACUUCACUCAAAAGCCAUCAAGGAGUGGUCAUAGCAGCUGACUGGCUUGUUGGGGGGAAGCAAGCUGUGACGGCAUCGUGGGAUAGAACAGCAAAUCUAUACGAUGUAGAGACUUCCGAACUUGUCCAUUCUCUUACAGGGCAUGACCAAGAGCUAACACAUUGCUGUACACAUCCCACCCAGCGUCUCGUGGUGACAUCAUCACGUGAUACAACCUUCCGCCUGUGGGAUUUCAGAGAUCCUUCUAUCCAUUCUGUGAAUGUCUUUCAGGGCCACACAGAGUAAGUGACAGUUCCUUCACAGGUUUUUACAAGUUCCAAAAGU
Molecule: messenger RNA, 1011 nt
Organism: Tauraco erythrolophus (red-crested turaco)
Lineage: Eukaryota; Metazoa; Chordata; Aves; Musophagiformes; Musophagidae
Source: RefSeq, a predicted model, not a curated record